AUGGGGGAGCUGUGUGGGCAUAAGAGCCUCCACAUUCUUCCCCCUCGAAAUCUCCCCACCUCCCACCUCUUUUAUCAGCUGCUGACAAGACUUGCCAUGUGUGUAGGCGGCUCCCAAGCUUCCAAGAUGAUUCCCCCCCCACCUCCCAUCCGUGAGAGGAGCGCUCAGGAUUUCGGGGAGGGGGAGUGCAGCGUUCCUCCGGCUGCCGGCCAGGGAGGAGAGCAACAGGCAGGCUGGGAACGGCACUGGGCAGAGUGGGGUGGCUCCAACCGGUGUCUGGACAAAGCUUUCUCCCUGGAAGCCUUCCUGGGGGUACGGCGCUUUCAGGCAGCUUUAAAAGUCGUCUGUGCCAAAUCCAGCGAGGUCGGAAAGGCCUGGCUGCAGUUUGCCUGGGCCCUCAGCAGUGUCCACGGCCCUGAGCCGGAGCAGCCUCCCCCGGUGGCUCUGUUUUCAUUCCCGCUCGUCUCCUCCCCGCGCAGGUACGCGGUGAUCGCCUACGGCUGCGCCAGCUGCCCCAAGCUGACCUGCGAGAGGGACGGCUGCCAGACAGAGUUCUGCUACCACUGCAAGCAGAUCUGGCACCCCAACCAAACCUGCGACAUGGCCCGGCAGCAGCGGGCGCAGACCCUGCGGGUACGGACCAAGCACACCUCGGGGCUCAGCUACGGCCAGGAGUCCGGCCCAGCUGAUGACAUCAAGCCGUGCCCUCGCUGCAGCGCUUACAUCAUCAAGAUGAACGAUGGCAGCUGCAACCACAUGACGUGUGCUGUGUGUGGCUGCGAGUUCUGCUGGCUCUGCAUGAAGGAGAUCUCAGAUCUGCAUUACCUCAGCCCCUCUGGCUGUACAUUCUGGGGAAAAAAGCCAUGGAGUCGUAAAAAGAAGAUUCUCUGGCAGCUGGGCACGUUGAUUGGAGCUCCUGUGGGCAUUUCCCUCAUUGCUGGCAUUGCCAUUCCUGCCAUGGUCAUUGGCAUCCCUGUGUAUGUGGGGAGGAAGAUCCACAGCAGGUACGAGGGGAAGAAAACCUCCAAGCACAAGAGGAACUUGGCCAUUACUGGUGGGGUCACCUUGUCUGUCAUUGCCUCCCCAGUCAUUGCUGCUGUCAGUGUUGGAAUUGGGGUCCCCAUCAUGCUGGCCUACGUCUAUGGGGUCGUGCCCAUCUCGCUGUGCCGGGGUGGUGGCUGUGGGGUCAGCACAGCCAAUGGAAAGGGGGUGAAAAUCGAGUUUGAUGAAGAUGAUGGACCCAUCACAGUGGCCGAUGCCUGGAGAGCCCUGAAGAACCCCAGCAUUGGGGAGAGCAGCAUUGAGGGGCUGACCAGUGUGCUGAGCACCAGUGGCAGCCCCACAGACGGGCUCAGUGUCAUCCAGGGCAACUACAGCGAGACCGCCAGCUUCGCCGCCCUGUCCGGGGGCACCCUGAGCGGGGGGGUCCUCUCGGGGAGCAAGGGCAAGUACAGCAGGCUGGAAGUGCAGGCAGAUGUGCAGAAGGAGAUUUUCCCCAAAGACUCGGUGAGUUUGGGGGCGAUCAGCGACAACGCCAGCACCCGAGCCAUGGCUGGUUCCAUCAUCAGCUCCUACAACCCCCAGGACAGGGAGUGCAAUAACAUGGAGAUCCAGGUGGACAUCGAAGCCAAACCCAGUCACUACCAGCUGACCAGCGGCAGCAGCACCGAGGAUUCCCUGCACGUCCACACCCAGAUGGCAGAGAACGAGGAAGAGGAGGAGGAGGAGGAGGAAGAGGAGGAGCAGGAGCAGAGGUGCAAACACCAAAGCUGUGAGCAGAAGGACUGCAUUGCCAGCCAGACGUGGGACAUCAGCCUGGCCCAGCCCGAGAGCAUCCGCAGCGACCUGGAGAGCUCGGACAGCCAGUCGGACGGCGUGCCCGACAUCCCCUCGGACGAGUGCGAGUCCCCCCUCUGUCAGACUGCAGCAGGCUGCCCACACACCCCCAGGGCAAGAGGUGCCCAGAGCCCAAGUGCCCACCUGAGCCACUGUGCCCAAGCCGAGGGCUGCAGGCUGGAUGAGAUGCUCCAGCUGGAAUGCAUCGAAGCCAGAGUGUGAGCUCAGCACACUCCCUGUCACUGCAGCUUCUGGGCCAGGGUUGUGUCCCUGUUGGCUUCUGUUUGCCAUCCUCCAGUUGGCUCCCCCAGCCUUGCCUCGGGGAGUUGCUGUUUCUUACAUGACAGAAAAAAAAUCCCAACAAAGGAAAAAAAA
Messenger RNA from Ficedula albicollis (Collared flycatcher), 2211 nucleotides. It is a transcript of the gene RNF19B, whose product is annotated as ring finger protein 19B. The record is from RefSeq and is a predicted model, not a curated record. NCBI's taxonomy places the organism in Eukaryota, Metazoa, Chordata, Aves, Passeriformes, Muscicapidae. Gene Ontology annotation, molecular function: ubiquitin protein ligase activity; ubiquitin conjugating enzyme binding; zinc ion binding. Bases 1 to 2058 code for a protein of 685 amino acids. Gene Ontology annotation, cellular component: cytoplasm; ubiquitin ligase complex. The transcript is spliced from 11 exons. Gene Ontology annotation, biological process: protein polyubiquitination; positive regulation of proteasomal ubiquitin-dependent protein catabolic process; ubiquitin-dependent protein catabolic process.